AUGAUAAAUUAGAACAAACAAUUUAAAAAGUUAGAUGAUUUUCUAAACUCUGAACAACAAUUUCCUUCUCACAAUUAUCUUGAAAUAGUCUUAGAAAAGAAUAAUUUAGUUGAUGAAUUAAGUCUAUCAAGAUUAAGUUCAGGUUUAGGAAAAUGCAUUAAUCUUUCAUAUUUAACUCUUGAUUUCAUGAAAAAUAAAAUAGGUCAAUAUAAUAUAUCAGAACUAGGCUCUUAAUUGGUAAAAUGUGCUAAUCUCUCAAAUUUGAAACUUAUCCUUGAAAAUAAUUAAAUUGGAAACUAAGGUUUAUUAGAUUUAGGUCUAUCAUUAGGUUUGUGCAAUAAACUAUAGAAUUUAAAACUCAAUAUUUCAUUGAACAAUAUUGAUGCAUAAGGCUUUUUACAAUUUAGCUCUGGAUUAGCAAAAUGUUCAAAUCUCUCAUAUUUGAAAAUCGACCUUGGAUAUAAUAAAAUUGGCGAUUAGGGAGUAUUAGCUUUAGGUUCUUGUUUAAUAAGUUGCAAACAUCUUACCAAGUUAACUCUCUACCUUAACUCUAAUAAAAUUACCUCAUAUGGUGCAUCUAGCUUAGGCUUUUCCCUUGCUAAAUGCUCUAAACUAUAAAAUUUAUGUCUCAAUCUUUCUUCUAAUGAAAUUGGUGAUGAACUUGCAUUAUAAUUCGGGUUUACUUUAGUAAAAUGCAUAAGCCUUUUAACUUUAUAGCUUGACUUUAAGUGGAAUAAAAUGAAUUAACAAUCAAAAACUAAAUUAUUUAAUACAAAUUUUAAAUUGAAAAAAUUGGUAGUUAAAAGAGUAGAUUUAUGA
This is a messenger RNA of Tetrahymena thermophila SB210, 819 nucleotides long. RefSeq names its product cyclic nucleotide-binding domain protein. NCBI's taxonomy places the organism in Eukaryota, Ciliophora, Oligohymenophorea, Hymenostomatida, Tetrahymenidae. The record is from RefSeq and is a predicted model, not a curated record. Gene Ontology annotation, cellular component: nucleus; cytosol; perinuclear region of cytoplasm. Gene Ontology annotation, biological process: activation of GTPase activity; nucleocytoplasmic transport. The transcript has 10 exons. Gene Ontology annotation, molecular function: GTPase activator activity; small GTPase binding.